This is a messenger RNA of Megalops cyprinoides (Indo-Pacific tarpon), 1355 nucleotides long. Its product is annotated as potassium channel subfamily K member 15-like. The transcript has 2 exons. The coding region runs from base 1 to 1206 and encodes 401 amino acids. Gene Ontology annotation, molecular function: potassium ion leak channel activity. Gene Ontology annotation, biological process: potassium ion transmembrane transport; stabilization of membrane potential. Gene Ontology annotation, cellular component: membrane. The record is from RefSeq and is a predicted model, not a curated record. Lineage: Eukaryota; Metazoa; Chordata; Actinopteri; Elopiformes; Megalopidae.
AUGAGGAAGCAGAACAUUAGAACCCUCUCGCUGAUCCUGUGCAUGUUUUCCUACCUUCUGGUCGGGGCCGCGGUUUUCGACGCGCUGGAAUCUGAGUCUGAGAGCUCCAGGAAGAGAAUCUUGGAAGAGAAACUCCACGAGAUGAGGAAAAAAUACGGCUUUUCCGAGAAUGACUACCGAGAAGUAGAGCGUGUGGUUCUGCAAGCGGAGCCCCAUCGCGCCGGGAGGCAGUGGAAAUUCGCCGGAUCCUUCUACUUUGCCAUCACCGUCAUCACAACGAUAGGUUACGGACACGCAGCGCCGGGCACAGACGGCGGGAAGGUGUUUUGCAUGUUUUACGCGGCGCUGGGUAUUCCACUGACGCUGGUGAUGUUCCAGAGCCUUGGGGAGCGCAUGAACACCGUUGUGCGCUGCCUGCUGAGAAAGACCAAGGAGGGGCUGGGACUGCGUAGGACGGAGGUGUCCAUGGAGAACAUGGUGCUAGUGGGCUUUCUGUCCUGCAUCGGCACCCUGGCUGUUGGAGCGGCUGCCUUCUCCCACUUUGAGGGCUGGACCUUCUUCCACGCCUACUACUACUGCUUCAUCACCCUCACCACCAUCGGCUUCGGGGACUUCGUGGCACUGCAGAAGAAGGAGGACCUGCAGGAGAAGACGCCCUACGUGGCCUUCAGCUUCAUGUACAUCCUGGUGGGGCUGACGGUGAUCGGGGCCUUCCUCAACCUGGUGGUGCUGCGCUUCCUCACCAUGAACGUGGAGGACGAGCGCCAUGACGCGCGAGAGAGGGUGUCGAUGAGGAGGGGGUGGUACGGGCGCGGAGGUCCCAGCAUGGGUGAGGACAGGAGAAGCAGGAGCAGGAGCACCCUUUUCUUGCCCAUGGAGGAGGGCGCCAGCCGCCUCAACCUCCUCCCGUCGCCCAGCGAGGAGCGGGAAUGCGAACGGGAGUGGGGGGGCCCCCCGAGGCCACGCCAGCCCAAAUCCGAGUCCCACCUCCGUUCCCUCUGCCCCUGCAUGUGUGACCAGCUGGGUGCCUGUGACAGCCCCACCCUCUCGCACCAUGAGCACCUGGGCUGCCAUACCAACUCCGUCUACUACAACUCCAUCUCCUACAGGAUUGACGGAGGCUCACAUGGCUCCAGAGAGGACCUGACACCGUGUUCUCUGGACAGCAGCUGCCUCACCCCAAACUCGCGGAGGAAUUCUGUGUAGCUUCACUUAACAUUUUUAAGCAGCAUUUAGGAUGAUCUCAGACAGAUUUUUAUAUGUAAUAUACAGUAUGUUUGUGUGCAUAUACAUAUGUACACACACACACACACAUACACACACACACACAUGCAUACACUGUUAUGCACAGCAGA